AUGGGGAGGCAUGACGAGGAGGCACUGAUUGACCAGGGGAGAAGGAGCAACGGUGCCAAGAUUCACUAUGAGAAGGAGGAGUUGGAAGGCCACCGGACCCUGUACGCCGGCGUGCAGAUGCCGCUGGUGGGGCAAUGCCACCGGCAUCACCGACCCCACAAGCAGAAGCAUCGGGAACAGGAGGAGGACUGUGCCCCGACGGAGCGGGGCUACCACUGCACCCCGUCCCAGCGGGUGCAGUUCAUCCUCAGGACCAAGGAGGACGAGCAGCAUGUCCCUCACGCCUUGUUCACCGAGCUGGAUGAGAUCUGCGUGAAAGAGGGCGAAGAUGCCGAGUGGAAGGAAACGGCAAGGUGGCUGAAGUUUGAGGAGGACGUGGAAGACGGCGGCGAGUGCUGGAGCAAGCCCUAUGUGGCCACGCUGUCCUUGCACAGCCUCUUUGAGCUGAGGAGCUGCAUCAUCAAUGGCACGGUGCUGCUGGACAUUAGUGCCAACAGCAUCGAAGAGAUCGCAGAUCUGAUCCUGGGCCAGCAAGAACAGCUCACGGAGUUUGACGAGCGCACGCGGGCGGAGCUGCACUUCAUGAAGAAAAUUCCCAGCGGGGCUGAAGCGUCCAACGUGCUCGUAGGAGAGCUGGAUUUCCUUCGCCAGCCCAUCGUGGCAUUUGUCCGCCUGACCCCGGCUGUCCUCCUCUCGGGCAUGACGGAAGUUCCCAUCCCAACAAGGUUCCUGUUUGUUUUGCUUGGACCAGAAGGAAAAGCCCAUCAGUACCAUGAGAUCGGCAGGUCCAUGGCUACUAUCAUGACGGAUGAGGUUUUCCAUGACGUCGCCUAUAAAGCCAAGAACCGGGCUGACCUCGUGGCCGGCAUCGAUGAGUUUCUGGAUCAGGUCACGGUCUUGCCGCCUGGAGAGUGGGAUCCAUCGAUCCGAAUCGAGCCCCCAAAAAACGUCCCUUCGCAGGAAAAAAGGAAGAUGCCAGGAGCUCUCGAUGACAGUGCUUCUGACAGUGAGCCAGAGAAGCACAGCGGUCCUGAACUGGAGCGGACGGGAAGGCUCUUUGGAGGUUUGAUCCUGGAUGUGAAGCGAAAAGCCCCGUGGUUCUGGAGCGACUUUCGGGAUGGUCUGAGGCUGCAGUGUCUGGCGUCCUUCCUCUUCCUCUACUGUGCCUGCAUGUCCCCUGUCAUCACCUUUGGGGGACUGCUGGGGGAGGCGACCGAUGGCCACAUAAGUGCCAUGGAGUCGCUGCUGGGUGCCUCCAUGACCGGCGUGGUGUUUUCCCUCUUUGCUGGCCAACCUCUCACCAUCCUCGGCAGCACCGGACCCGUGCUCGUCUUUGAGAAGAUCCUCUACAAAUUCUGCAAGGAGUACACGCUCUCCUAUCUCUCUCUGCGGGCAUGCAUCGGGCUGUGGACCGCCUUCUUCUGCAUCGUGCUGGUGGCCACCGACGCCAGCUCUUUGGUGUGCUACAUCACCCGCUUCACUGAAGAAGCCUUCGCCUCCCUCAUCUGCCUCAUCUUCAUCUACGAGGCUCUAGAGAAGCUGAGUCACCUGCGGGAGACCUACCCUGUGCACAUGCACAGCCAGCUCGACUUCCUCACCAUCGACUACUGUAAGUGUGAGGCACCGACGCAUCCCAGCAAUGAAACCCUGCGUUUCUGGGAGAGCAACAAGAUCAACGUGUCUGGCAUCGCCUGGGAAAACCUCACGGUGACCGAAUGUCGCUUACUGAAGAAGUUUAAGACCAGCCGAUACUUCCCAACCAGAGUACGGUCCACAGUAAGCGACUUUGCUGUUUUCCUCACCAUCGUCGUCAUGGUGCUCAUGGACUUCAUGAUUGGGAUCCCAUCACCGAAGCUCCACGUCCCCCAUAUGUUCAAGCCUACCAGAGACGACCGCGGGUGGUUCAUCAGCCCCGUAGGACCCAACCCUUGGUGGACGGUGUUGGCUGCGCUCAUCCCAGCUCUGCUCUGCACCAUCUUGAUCUUCAUGGACCAGCAGAUCACUGCUGUUAUUGUGAACAGGAAGGAGCACAGGCUGAAGAAAGGAUGUGGGUACCACCUGGACCUUUUCAUGGUGGCCGUGAUGCUCGGGGUGUGCUCCGUGAUGGGGCUGCCCUGGUUUGUGGCUGCCACCGUCCUGUCCAUCACCCACGUGAAUAGCCUCAAAGUCGAGUCUGAGUGCACAGCUCCAGGAGAACAACCCAAGUUUCUGGGGAUACGAGAGCAGAGAGUCACUGGCUCCAUGAUCUUUGUGCUCAUGGGCUGCUCUGUCUUCUUCACUUCUGUGUUAAAGUUUAUACCAAUGCCUGUGCUUUACGGCGUCUUUCUCUACAUGGGCGUGUCGUCGCUCGGAGAAAUUCAGUUCUUCGAUCGCUUGAAGCUGUUUUGGAUGCCGGCGAAACACCAGCCGGAUUUCAUCUACCUGCGGCACGUCCCCUUGCGAAAGGUGCACUUCUUCACCGUGAUCCAGCUGAUCUGCCUCGUCCUGCUCUGGGCCAUCAAGGUGUCCCGUGCCGCCAUCGUCUUUCCCAUGAUGGUUUUGGCUCUUGUAUUUGUCCGGAAAGCCAUGGAUUUCUGCUUCUCAAAGCGAGAGCUCAGCUUCCUGGAUGACCUUAUGCCAGAGAGCAAGAAGAAGAAGUUGGACGGUGCCAAAAACGAAGCCAAUGAAGAAGAGAGGCAUGACGAGGAGGCACUGAUUGACCAGGGGAGAAGGAGCAACAGUGCCAAGAUUCACUAUGAGAAGGAGGAGUUGGAAGGCCACCGGACCCUGUACGCCGGCGUGCAGAUGCCGCUGGUGGGGCAAUGCCACCGGCAUCACCGACCCCACAAGCAGAAGCAUCGGGAACAGGAGGAGGACUGUGCCCCGACGGAGCGGGGCUACCACUGCACCCCGUCCCAGCGGGUGCAGUUCAUCCUCAGGACCAAGGAGGACGAGCAGCAUGUCCCUCACGCCUUGUUCACCGAGCUGGAUGAGAUCUGCGUGAAAGAGGGCGAAGAUGCCGAGUGGAAGGAAACGGCAAGGUGGCUGAAGUUUGAGGAGGACGUGGAAGACGGCGGCGAGCGCUGGAGCAAGCCCUAUGUGGCCACGCUGUCCUUGCACAGCCUCUUUGAGCUGAGGAGCUGCAUCAUCAAUGGCACGGUGCUGCUGGACAUUAGUGCCAACAGCAUCGAAGAGAUCGCAGAUCUGAUCCUGGGCCAGCAAGAACAGCUCACGGAGUUUGACGAGCGCACGCGGGCAAAAAUUGGAGAAGUUCUUUUGAAGAAGCACCACCAUCAGAACGAGAAGAAAAGAAACAACCUUCUCCGCUCGUUUGCUGAUGUGAGCAAGAAGGGGUCGGACCUGCACCUCCUCGACAAGCCAGCUCAAACACUUACCCCUCAUCCUUCUCCCACCACUGUGGAAGCUAAAAAUGGGGUGAACCAUGAGACCAGCACAACGGAUUUAAGCAAGGCGGAGCUGCACUUCAUGAAGAAAAUUCCCAGCGGGGCUGAAGCGUCCAACGUGCUCGUAGGAGAGCUGGAUUUCCUUCGCCAGCCCAUCAUGGCAUUUGUCCGCCUGACCCCGGCUGUCCUCCUCUCGGGCAUGACGGAAGUUCCCAUCCCAACAAGGUUCCUGUUUGUUUUGCUUGGACCAGAAGGAAAAGCCCAUCAGUACCAUGAGAUCGGCAGGUCCAUGGCUACUAUCAUGACGGAUGAGGUUUUCCAUGACGUCGCCUAUAAAGCCAAGAACCGGGCUGACCUCGUGGCCGGCAUCGAUGAGUUUCUGGAUCAGGUCACGGUCUUGCCGCCUGGAGAGUGGGAUCCAUCGAUCCGAAUCGAGCCCCCGAAAAACGUCCCUUCGCAGGAAAAAAGGAAGAUGCCAGGAGCUCUUGAUGACAGUGCUUCUCACACCAAGCCGGAGAAGCACAGCGGUCCUGAACUGGAGCGGACGGGAAGGCUCUUUGGAGGUUUGAUCCUGGAUGUGAAGCGAAAAGCCCCGUGGUUCUGGAGCGACUUUCGGGAUGGUCUGAGGCUGCAGUGUCUGGCGUCCUUCCUCUUCCUCUACUGUGCCUGCAUGUCCCCUGUCAUCACCUUCGGGGGACUGCUGGGGGAGGCGACCGAUGGCCACAUAAGUGCCAUGGAGUCGCUGCUGGGCGCCUCCAUGACCGGCGUGGUGUUUUCCCUCUUUGCUGGCCAACCUCUCACCAUCCUCGGCAGCACCGGACCCGUGCUCGUCUUUGAGAAGAUCCUCUACAAAUUCUGCAAGGAGUACACGCUCUCCUAUCUCUCUCUGCGGGCAUGCAUCGGACUGUGGACCGCCUUCUUCUGCAUCGUGCUGGUGGCCACCGACGCCAGCUCUUUGGUGUGCUACAUCACCCGCUUCACCGAAGAAGCCUUCGCCUCCCUCAUCUGCCUCAUCUUCAUCUACGAGGCUCUAGAGAAGCUGAGUCACCUGCGGGAGACCUACCCUGUGCACAUGCACAGCCAGCUCGACUUCCUCACCAUCGACUACUGUAAGUGUGAGGCACCGACGCAUCCCAGCAAUGAAACCCUGCGUUUCUGGGAGAGCAACAAGAUCAACGUGUCUGGCAUCGCCUGGGAAAACCUCACGGUGACCGAAUGUCGGUAUUUGCAUGGAGAGUUUCAAGGACCUGCCUGUGGACCCAAUGGCCCCUACACGCCUGACGUCCUCUUCUGGUGCUGCAUCCUCUUCUUCUCCACCUUUGUGCUGUCGAGCUUACUGAAGAAGUUUAAGACCAGCCGAUACUUCCCAACCAGAGUACGGUCCACAGUAAGCGACUUUGCUGUUUUCCUCACCAUCGUCGUCAUGGUGCUCAUGGACUUCAUGAUUGGGAUCCCAUCACCGAAGCUCCACGUCCCCCAUAUGUUCAAGCCUACCAGAGACGACCGCGGGUGGUUCAUCAGCCCCGUAGGACCCAACCCUUGGUGGACGGUGUUGGCUGCGCUCAUCCCAGCUCUGCUCUGCACCAUCUUGAUCUUCAUGGACCAGCAGAUCACUGCUGUUAUUGUGAACAGGAAGGAGCACAGGCUGAAGAAAGGAUGUGGGUACCACCUGGACCUUUUCAUGGUGGCCGUGAUGCUCGGGGUGUGCUCCGUGAUGGGGCUGCCCUGGUUUGUGGCUGCCACCGUCCUGUCCAUCACCCACGUGAAUAGCCUCAAAGUCGAGUCUGAGUGCGCAGCUCCAGGAGAACAACCCAAGUUUCUGGGGAUACGAGAGCAGAGAGUCACUGGCUCCAUGAUCUUUGUGCUCAUGGGCUGCUCUGUCUUCUUCACUUCUGUGUUAAAGUUUAUACCAAUGCCUGUGCUUUACGGCGUCUUUCUCUACAUGGGCGUGUCGUCGCUCGGAGAAAUUCAGUUCUUCGAUCGCUUGAAGCUGUUUUGGAUGCCGGCGAAACACCAGCCGGAUUUCAUCUACCUGCGGCACGUCCCCUUGCGAAAGGUGCACUUCUUCACCGUGAUCCAGCUGAUCUGCCUCGUCCUGCUCUGGGCCAUCAAGGUGUCCCGUGCCGCCAUCGUCUUUCCCAUGAUGGUUUUGGCUCUUGUAUUUGUCCGGAAAGCCAUGGAUUUCUGCUUCUCAAAGCGAGAGCUCAGCUUCCUGGAUGACCUUAUGCCAGAGAGCAAGAAGAAGAAGUUGGACGGUGCCAAAAACGAAGCCAAUGAAGAAGAGGAGUCCCCGAAAAUGAUGGAAGCUGCUGCUGCUGCCGGUUCAGUUCUGCUGAAACUGGGCAAGACCAGCAACUUGGAUAUCCCAAAGCAAAGCAGGGACAGGACUGAUCCUUGCGAGAUUAAUAUCUCGGAGGAAGUGUUGAAAACGAGCGUGUGGAAGGCUCUCACUAUGAACACAGAAACAGUCUGA
This is a messenger RNA of Gavia stellata (red-throated loon), 5856 nucleotides long. Its product is annotated as electroneutral sodium bicarbonate exchanger 1-like. Gene Ontology annotation, biological process: bicarbonate transport; transmembrane transport; monoatomic anion transport. The record is from RefSeq and is a predicted model, not a curated record. Gene Ontology annotation, cellular component: plasma membrane. The transcript has 45 exons. Bases 1 to 5856 code for a protein of 1951 amino acids. Lineage: Eukaryota; Metazoa; Chordata; Aves; Gaviiformes; Gaviidae. Gene Ontology annotation, molecular function: monoatomic anion transmembrane transporter activity; sodium:bicarbonate symporter activity; solute:inorganic anion antiporter activity.